AUGAUUGGAGAAAUAGAGAUUUUGCGCCACCCGGUCCACGCCUGCGUCCCCGCGGGUCACACGGUGGUGCUGAGCGUGUGCGCGCAGGGCACAGGUGCGCUACACUUCCAAUGGUUCAACUACGCUCUGAAGGACGGGGCCGUGCGUGAGGUUCCCGGAGGCACGCAGCCAAAUCUGACAAUCCACGUGGAAAGAACACAGAACUAUUCAUGUCGAGUGAAUGACCGUUAUUUAAACUUCAGAUUCAGUAAAUGGGCUCAAGUGUCGGUGCUGGACGCGGAUCAUUCAGGUUUACCGCUGCAGUGGCGAGGGGAGCCUCACAUCACAGUUCAGCCCCAACCCCAGGCUCUUCGGCCCGGGGCCCGACUGAGGCUCUGCUGUGCAGCCUUUGGGGUCCCGCAGCCCGCAUACCAGUGGUACAGGGACGGCCAGGCCCUGCAGCAGCAGACCAGAGAGAUCCUGCAGGUGAGUCAGGCCGGGGCCCAUGACGCAGGCACAUACCUCUGCGCCGUCACCAACGUCUUGGGGGAAAGUUGGAGCGAUGCCGUCGACGUGAACCUCAUUUUAUCAAAGCCAAGUAUGGAAGUCAACACAGCAGCGCUCACUGCCACAGACAAAGUGGCUCUUCUCAUUGGAAACCUGAACUACUCGCACCACCCCGGGCUCCUGGCUCCGGUGAUGGACGUGCACGAGCUGGGGUUGCUCCUGCAGCAGCUCGGCUUCAGGGUCCUGUCUCUGCUGGACCUCACGGCAGAACAGAUGACCGCGGCUGUCCACAACUUCACCCAGCUCUUAGACACCGGGGUCUAUGGGCUCUUCUACUACGCCGGCCAUGGCUUCGAACGAGCUGGAAGAAACUAUCUCGUUCCCAUCGACGCUCCACAACCUUACCGCACAUCGACAUGUCUCUGCGUGCAAAGGAUCAUGGGAAAAAUGCAGGAAAAGAACACUGCGCUUAGUCUCAUUCUUUUGGAUGCCUGCAGAAAAUGGUGCAAAGAGGAGAGUACCCUGUCAAUCAUCCAGCCUUUGGGACCCACUGGGAACACGGUCUACGGCUAUGCCACGUAUCUGUCUGUGCUAACCACAGACCUGUCCGUGCUAACCACAGACCUGUCCGUGCUAACCACAGACCUGUCCGUGCUAACCUCAGACCUGUCCGUGCUAACCUCAGACCUGUCCGUGCUAACCUCAGACCUGUCCGUGCUAACCUCAGACCUGUCCGUGCUAACCACAGACCUGUCCGUGCUAACCUCAGACCUGUCCGUGCUAACCACAGACCUGUCCGUGCUAACCUCAGACCUGUCCGUGCUAACCACAGACCUGUCCGUGCUAACCUCAGACCUGUCCGUGCUAACCUCAGACCUGUCCGUGCUAACCACAGACCUGUCCGUGCUAACCACAGACCUGUCCGUGCUAACCUCAGACCUGUCUGUGCUAACCUCAGACCUGUCUGUGCUAACCUCAGACCUGUCUGUGCUAACCACAGACCUGUCCGUGCUAACCUCAGACCUGUCCGUGCUAACCUCAGACCUGUCCGUGCUAACCUCAGACCUGUCCGUGCUAACCACAGACCUGUCCGUGCUAACCUCAGACCUGUCCGUGCUAACCUCAGACCUGUCCGUGCUAACCACAGACCUGUCCGUGCUAACCACAGACCUGUCCGUGCUAACCACAGACCUGUCCGUGCUAACCACAGACCUGUCCGUGCUAACCUCAGACCUGUCUGUGCUAACCACAGACCUGUCUGUGCUAACCUCAGACCUGUCCGUGCUAACCACAGACCUGUCUGUGCUAACCACAGACCUGUCUGUGCUAACCUCAGACCUGUCUGUGCUAACCACAGACCUGUCUGUGCUAACCACAGACCUGUCCGUGCUAACCUCAGACCUGUCCGUGCUAACCACAGACCUGUCCGUGCUAACCUCAGACCUGUCUGUGCUAACCACAGACCUGUCCGUGCUAACCUCAGACCUGUCCGUGCUAACCUCAGACCUGUCCGUGCUAACCACAGACCUGUCCGUGCUAACCUCAGACCUGUCCGUGCUAACCACAGACCUGUCCGUGCUAACCUCAGACCUGUCCGUGCUAACCUCAGACCUGUCCGUGCUAACCUCAGACCUGUCCGUGCUAACCUCAGACCUGUCCGUGCUAACCUCAGACCUGUCUGUGCUAACCACAGACCUGUCCGUGCUAACCUCAGACCUGUCCGUGCUAACCUCAGACCUGUCCGUGCUAACCACAGACCUGUCCGUGCUAACCACAGACCUGUCCGUGCUAACCUCAGACCUGUCCGUGCUAACCUCAGACCUGUCCGUGCUAACCUCAGACCUGUCCGUGCUAACCUCAGACCUGUCCGUGCUAACCACAGACCUGUCCGUGCUAACCUCAGACCUGUCUGUGCUAACCUCAGACCUCGGUGAAGAUGCUGAGGCGUUCGAAGUCCAGGACCAGAGCAGAAGCACCGGGAUCUUCACCAAGUAUCUCAACAAAUACAUCCUGCUGCCUGAAAAAGUCACCCAUGUUUUGGAGAGGGUGUCCGAGGAUGUGGACAAGGACCCGCUGGUGCGAGGCAAACAGGCCGUGGAGAUCCGGCACUCGCUGAAGGAAGCUCGCUCUCUGUCAGACCCGAUCCGCAGCAACGGCCACACCCGAGAACUGCGAGCCAGAGACGUCUGCUGGAGGAGAGCCAACGAGCUGCCAAAGAAGAAGUCUCUGCAGUUUCCUUGUGGAGCAGAAGUGGAGGUCGGCUUCUCGGCUUUGUUCUCUAACGUGUUGGUGGUGUUCGCUAACGUCAGACGCUCGGGUCCUCAGGCGACGGACUGCACUCUGGGCCUCAGCAGUCACCCUGCAAUGGAAAAUAUAUUUUCUGGAGAGAGCAGGUCUGAGGAUUUUGACUCACUGCUGUUCGGCCAGUCCAAUAAUCCAGAGAGCAGCCUCUGGCUCUGCGGGCUGCAGACGCUCAAGGAGGCUCUGCUCAUCCACGUGGAUCUACAUUUCACUGUCGCGGACGGUGACAGCACCCGGCGGCAAACCCAGAGCCUGCAGCUAAACGUGGGUAAGCCUCUGGUGGCCUCCUGCGGACUUUACCACCAGAGCGUUUCUCCAAAAGCCCACUGCCCAGGAGCUCACGGCGCCCACGUCCCGCCACAGAGGAGCCAAGCCACGCAGCCGUUCAGCAGGAAGUGUCUGGAACCAGCGACGGUCGGAAAAAACCAACCGGAAGAGCACGACGAGUCCGAAACGAUGUUAUAA
Knipowitschia caucasica is the source of this 3252-nucleotide messenger RNA. The record is from the annotation of a GenBank genome assembly. NCBI's taxonomy places the organism in Eukaryota, Metazoa, Chordata, Actinopteri, Gobiiformes, Gobiidae.